CGAGUUUAAGAUGGAGUCCUGUUGUAGUUAAUAUGCCAAAUCAAACAUAACCACGUGUGCAUCUCAUGUUAUUUUUGGCUAAAUUGGUCAAAAUACCGUAUUUCAUUUUGGUUUAAAAAAAAAAUAAAAUAAAAAAUAAUUGUCAAAAGUAUUCAUUUUAAGUACUUUUUGUUCUCAAAGAUAAUGCUUGUUAACCAAACUAAUCGUAAAAUUUGUUUUCAAAAUGUUUUAAAUAUAUAUUUAAAAUUUAGAAAACUGGAUUAAAAAGCAAAUGCUGUUAAUUUUGCAUGAAGAGAUCGCUGCUACUUUAAACCCAGACGCAAUGCACUCUCAUUCUUCUAUACGCCCUUCCACAACGACGAGUCCAACGUUUCAUCACUCAAAACCCUAGAAUCCGCAAUUGGGUUGGCAAUUGAGAGCACUAAAAGUUUCUGAAAUUUCAGAUUUCUGAUUGAUUUGGGGGUGGUUUGGCAUUUGGAGAAGAAAUGUUGUUCCUGUGAAGUGGAGGGUUAAUUCUGAAGGGAAAGGCAAUGAAAGGCAAAAUAGUGGCUUUGAGGUAGAAUGACUGGAGGGUCAUUGGGUUUACGUACAGGGAGUUAUGGAUCACUGCAACAACUCAAUGGUGUAUUGCGGACUCAGAAUUCUUUCACCCUGCGCAAGUCUCCGAAGAUGUGCCUUUUCGGUUCAAGAGUGAAGGAAAGAUUUCUCGCCUUUACUUACAGAUAUUUAGGUAAAAGGAAAGUUGGAAUGCUGGUUUUGGUUGUCUUUGCUCUUUUGGCUUUUAUGACAGGCUUCUUCUUUCUUAAAGAAGAAGAAUCAGAAAGCACUAGUUCAAACAUCGCUCAGAAUAUUCAAAACACUAGUCCUUUCCUCAGAACUGAAGGUGCAAAGGACAAUAAUUCUUCUCUUCUGAAUCACAUGAAAGUUUGUGCUGAAAAUAAGGGCCAUCCCUCUUCACCAACUACUCCGUAUGUUUCUGCUGCUGCGGUUGUUAUAGGGUCUUCCAUUCCUCUGGGCGAUCAAUGCAAAAAUUUUGCGUUUCCCCCUCCUCCCCCUGGUCCUAGUAGAAGGAUUGGACCACGCCCUUGUCCGGUAUGCUACCUUCCAAUUGAGCAGGCUAUAUCUAGCAUGCCGAGCUCCCAAUCAGUUUCACCCGUGCUUCGUCAUUUAACUUAUUUCCUUGAGGAAAAUCCUACUAAAACUGAAUCACAUGGAGGCUCUGACUUUGGUGGGUAUCCUUCUCUUGGUCAGAGGAACGAUUCUUUUAUUAUAAAAGAAUCAAUGACUGUGCACUGUGGCUUUGUAAAAGGAUGUAGACCUGGCCAACAUACUGGAUUCAAUAUUGAUGAAGCUGACCUUGGGGAACUGGAGCAGUUCCAUGAUGUCAUUGUUGCAUCAGCCAUAUUUGGAAACUAUGACAUAAUACAUCAGCCUCAGAAUAUUAGUGAAUUCGCAAGGAAAAAUAUUCCCUUUUAUAUGUUUAUCGAUGAAGAGACAGAAACACACAUGAAGAAUUCUAGUGUCUUAGAUGGCAGCAAGAGGGUUGGAUUAUGGAGAGUGAUUGUUGUCUACAACACUCCUUACACUGAUUCAAGACGCAAUGGAAAAGUUCCAAAGCUUCUAUUACAUAGGCUCUUUCCCAAUGUACGUUAUUCAAUAUGGAUUGAUGGAAAGCUUCAGCUUGUCGUGGAUCCAUAUCAAGUUCUUGAGAGGUUCUUGUGGCGACAAAAUGCUUCUUUUGCGAUUUCAAGACAUUACAGGCGCUUUGACGUGUUUGUAGAAGCUGAAGCGAACAAAGCUGCAGGGAAGUAUUACAAUGCCUCCAUUGAUUACCAGAUUGAUUUUUAUAAAAAGGAAGGUUUAACACCAUAUUCCGAGACUAAGCUUCCUAUAACUAGUGAUGUUCCUGAAGGCUGUGUGAUUAUAAGGGAACACAUUCCUAUCACUAAUCUGUUCACCUGUCUAUGGUUCAAUGAAGUUGAUCGUUUUACUUCCAGGGAUCAAUUAAGCUUUUCCACUGUAAGGGAUAAAAUAAUGGCUAAAGUUAACUGGAGCAUCAAUAUGUUUAUGGAUUGUGAGAGGCGUAAUUUCGUGAUACAGGCAUACCACAGAGAUCUAUUGGAGCACAUGACUCCUCCACCAGGUGCCCUAGUUCAUCCUCAACCAGCUUCGCUUAUAGAUAAUAAGGCUAGAAGGAAUCCAGUGAAGAAGAAUCCCACUAAACGUGGUAAAGGAAAUAGGAGAUCUGGUUCGAGGCGUCAUCGUAAAGUCAUUGUGGGUAAAAGGGACAUCCCAAUUUGAGAAUAUUUUUUUUGCAAAUUUAUAAUUUUUUUUUUUUUUUUGGUUUAGUUUUUCGAAUUAUUCAUAGGCUAAUUUUGGCAGUUUAGCAGUCUGUUAGAAGAGAAAAAUUGGUUUUUAUUUUCAUUUUGGAAUUGCCAAGUCUAAUUGAAUAUUUUUUUUGUUUUGUAAAUAACACAAUUCCAAAUAAUUUUGAUACAAGUUAUUGUGAUUUUCCUUUUUUACAUAAUGUUGAACAGCUCAUCUAGUUGUCAUAGACAAUCUUUAUCAGUAAGAGCAGGUGGAGAAGAAAAUAUACA
This is a messenger RNA of Cornus florida, 2597 nucleotides long. Its product is annotated as probable hexosyltransferase MUCI70. The transcript has 10 exons. The record is from RefSeq and is a predicted model, not a curated record. The coding region runs from base 562 to 2301 and encodes 579 amino acids. Lineage: Eukaryota; Viridiplantae; Streptophyta; Magnoliopsida; Cornales; Cornaceae.